AUGCCCAAUUUUCAAGUCUCGUCGCCUUAUUCCUCCUUGCCAUAUCGUCCCUUCGUUCGCUUCCCCCGCCUUCCCGCCCUCCCUUCAGAAGACCGCCCGCUAGCAGCACCAGGCUUCAGCAGCAGCGCCGCCGCCGUGGCCGCGCUCGCGAGGGACGCGCGCAUCACCGCCGUCGUCGUUCUCGAGGAGGAGGGGAGCUACGGCGCGCGGGGCACGGGGUGGGAGGAGGAGAAGCGGGCGCUGCAGGACGCGGGGCUGGUCGCCGUGUGGGUGCCCAUUCGCGAAACCGACUCCGCGGAGCAGGCAGCCAUGCUACCACAGGCAGUGCGCGUGGUGGCGGCUCUGACAGCCAUGGGCCACAGAGUGCUGCUGCGCUGCCCCUCCGCCGCCCGCCUCUCCCCACUCAUCGCCCUCGGGUAUCUGGUGCUGGCCAAGGGCAUGCCUGUGAGCGCUGCACUGGCGGUGGUGAAGGAGAGCAGGCCCAACGCCGACCCGCCCGUCAACGUGCUCAUGGAUGCGCGGGAGAGGCUGCUAGCGGGAAUGACGUCGCGGGUGAUAACGAUAGCAGAGGCCAUCUACCACACGCGCUGCACCACAGGGCAGCACGGCGACUCACAGUCCGACUGGGCGCAAGCGCAAGAGCAGUGCUCGCGAGAGCUCUUUGACAAGUGGCUGCUCGCUGACGUCAGCUUUGCCCGCUCUGUUGCUCAGGAAGCGAAUGCCAGGGUGGAGACCUUAUCUGUCCAGCUGGCAGAGGCGCGUGAGUGGCUCGCUGAGCUGGAGGCGUCCAGCAGCCAGGUCCUUGCUGACGUGGCGUCACGGACGGCUGAGAUCGAAGCGCUGAAACGCAGAGAGGCCCUCUGGGAGGAGGAGUUGGAGGCAGCUAAGGUGAAAGAGAUGGCAAUGCGGGAACAGCUGAGAGUGAAGCAGACGGGGGGGGUGCAGCAGGUGCGCGUGUUGGGCGAGGUGGAGGAGGAGAUUUCUGCUCUGAGAUUAAAGGUGGCAGAGGGAGAGGAGAGGAACGCUGAGGUGGAGAAGGAAAUUGGGGAGCUUCGGGCACAGGUUGACGAGGCAAAGGGGCAGCUUAGGAAUGAACGAGCAGUGGCAGAGGAGGCAGAGGAGAGAGUAGCAGCGGCGAACGAGAAAGUGCGGGAGGAGGUUGAGCGGGCAGCACGGGCGCGGGCGGCGGCGUGGACGGCAGCGCAGGAGCGGAGGGCAGUGGUGCAGGAGCUGGCGGUGGUGCGCACGGGGCGGAAAGAGGCGGCGGCGCGGGCGGCGGCGGAGAGAAUAGAGGAGCUGCAGGUGCAGGCGGGGCUGCUGGCAGAACGGGUGAAGCAGGCUGAGGUGGUUAGCGUGGAGGCUGACAGCCGUGCCGGGGCGCUGGAAGCACAGAUGGCGGUGCUGGUGUCUCGAACGGCAGCAGCACAGCAGAGAGCGAGUGCAGCAGCGGCGCGAGUGACGUUCCUGAGUGGGCGAUUCAACUCGCUUGAGAUGACGGCUGCUGAGGCCGCUCGCAGGGCGGAGCGCGUGGAGAGCGAGGUGCUUCACCUGCGGGGGCGGGACGCCGACGCUGCUGCUGCUGUGGCUGCCAAUGCUGAGGCUAUCAGCCGCUUGUCGCUGGAGGUAAGCCGCUUGUCGCUGGAGGUAAGCCGCUUCUUUCCGGAGUUCCUUUCCUGCUCCCUCUCGCCCUCCCCACUUGGCACUUCUUUCACCACUGCCCACGUGCUUCUCUACCUCCCCCCUCUUCUCAUCUCUACUCCACUGCCCUCCCCCUGCUACUCCGCCUGUCACCUGAGACGCCCAAGCCGCCCUGUCAGCGCACCUGCCAGCGGCGCAGCAGCAGACCAAAACGCUGCGAGCGCAUUACGAUGCCACCCUCACUGCCUCCCCUCCGCGCCACACUACCCCUGCUCGCCCCCUCUGUGCCUGCUUCUCGCCCCCCAGGCCAUGCAUCUCAAGGACAGCGAGGCGGCCCAAGCCCAGCGGGAAGCAGCCCUGUCAGUGCACCUGCCGGCGGCACAGCAGCAGGGCGAGGAGCUGCGGGCGCAGGCUGCCGCCUUCUCCGUCCAGCUGGCAGCCAUGGCGCGCCACGUCACCGGGCUCAAAGCUGAGCUGGACUGGGUGGACGCGCACGGGCGGCGGCGCGAGGCAGGCUCAGCACUCUCGGCACUCUCGGCACUCUCAGGGGAGCAUGGCACAGAUGCGGAGGAAGCAGGGCGGAGCUGGAGCCUGUCUUUGGACACAGACGCCUCUUCCCUCAGCACUCUCAGCCCUCUGGGCCCUCUGAAUCCCCUUGCGGCGCUGGCGCCGCUGGCAGCGGUGGCGGAUGCGGCACAGAGCGUGGCGAGUUCAGUGGGGGUGGAGGUGGGAGGAGGAGGGGGCGGGGGUGCGGAGGGGAAUGAGGAGUGGGUGCGGAGGGAGGUGGGCGUGCAGGGCGCAGCGGUGGCGGCGGAGGGUGAGCUGGAGGGACAGAUGGAGGGCGUGGAGGACCCUCUGGAGCUGCUCAAGGUGCUAAUGGACCGGGUGUCGGAGGAGGCAUCAGCCAUCACGCAGCGCAGCGCGCACCUGGUCUCCGAGGCGCAGCAGCUGAGGGAGGAGCUGGACGCACAGCUGGCAGAGCAGGACGCCGCCUGCCAGGUGGACGGGCGGCCGCUGCGGGAGGUGGUGGGGGAGGUGGAGCAGCAGGCGGCGCAGCAGCGGGAGGAGCUGCUGCAGCAGGCGGGCGCACUGCAGUGGGCGCUGGGGGGGUCGCUGGCGCUGGCGGUGGUGGCGCCGCUGGCCAUUUACAACAGCUACUUUUCUGAGACUGCCCGAUCCAACCAGAUCAACACGCUCUCUGCACAGCUGGAUGCAGCCACACAGGCCAGCAGGGCACUGGAGCAGGUAGCAGGGGAGACCGAGGCAGAGAGCGUGGAGGCAAUGGCGAGGUUACACGCCAUGGAAGCAGAGGUGGAGGCCCAGCGCGCCGCCGUUACACGGUUACAAUCGCUCGUGCCCCUCGUGGCUCCCUCGGUGGAGUCUGACGAGGCUGCCCGGUUCUGCCAGAACGUGCCGCAGGAGUUCCAGUCACCGAUCACGGAGCAGAUUUGCGAUGGGCUGAGGCAGAGUGGCAGGGUGGAGGCCAAGAGGGGUGAUGGUCCGUCGGGUGGCAAUGGGGCGGCACAAGGAGGGCGGUUUGGGUUCAACAACCCUUUCAAUCUCGGCUGGAAGCGGUGGUGA
Closterium sp. Naga37s-1 is the source of this 3219-nucleotide messenger RNA. Lineage: Eukaryota; Viridiplantae; Streptophyta; Zygnematophyceae; Desmidiales; Closteriaceae. The record is from the annotation of a GenBank genome assembly.